Molecule: messenger RNA, 1142 nt
Organism: Megalopta genalis
Lineage: Eukaryota; Metazoa; Arthropoda; Insecta; Hymenoptera; Halictidae
Product: radial spoke head 1 homolog
Source: RefSeq, a predicted model, not a curated record
GCAUAACGCAUCAGAAUACAUUGCAGUUUAAUAUCAUAAUGAUAUCUUAAUCCUGCUAAGUCGAAUUAAUAAGUCGAAAUAAAGUCAACAUUAUAAACAACGACACGCCCAUUUCCGUUUUGAAACGUGCGCCGCGUCUACGGCACAUGAUCCUCAUUUUGUUUCGAGGUUGCAAAACGAAACUGUCAACCAAAUGAAACAUGGAAUAUCCUGGUGAAAGAGGAGAAGAGGAAACAAAUCCCUUGGGCUUGUACGAAGGUGAAAGGAACGAGAAUGGUGAUAGACAUGGACACGGGAAAGCUCUACUUCCGAACGGCGAUAUGUACGUCGGCCAAUAUUGCAAAGGCUUGCGGCACGGCCGAGGCCUUUAUGUGUUGAAAAUUGGUGCCAGGUACGACGGUGAAUGGAGACAAGGCGUGAAGUACGGUCAAGGAACCUUUUGGUACCCGGACGGAACACGAUACGAGGGUGAGUGGAAGCGGGACAUGAAAUACGGUUUCGGUGUCUACUAUUACGUGAAUGGCGAUAUUUACGAAGGUUCUUGGAAGAAGAACUGUCGGCACGGUAUGGGAUCGUAUCUCUACGCGGCCACGAACACGAAAUUUAUGGGCACAUGGAUCGUGGAUCGUAUGCAAGGGGCUGGUCAAUUAAUACACCCCCGUCAUAGGUUCCACGGAUUCUGGGAGUUAAAUUUGCCUUAUGGUCGCGGGUGCUUCACGUUCGAGAACGCUUGCAUGCAGCACGGCCACUACGUUCACGUUAAAAAUCCCGAGUACGACGAAACGAAAGAAGAACCUGUCGAGGAUAAAGAGGAAGAUGAGAAAAAGGAUCCAACGGCAAUAGAACCGCUACCUUUGAAGAAAGGGAUCAUAGCCCUAUGGCGUGCACGCUGCAUUACACCUUAUAAUCCUGAUCUGCUGCCACCUGAACCGGUACCUCUGCAAGAAGAGGUUUCCUUGGACUCACUGGCAGAGAAAUGUUCGGAGGACUUAAUGGAACCAGAACAAUAUUUGAAAUAUCCUAGCGAAUAUCGUGGAGAAGGCGAGGAGGAAUAUUAUGAAGGGGAGAAUCAUUAUAAAUCAAUUGUUAAUGAAGUACAAGAAACUUGAAAUAAAGUGAUCAUAAUCGAUCCUUUGACGUGA